This is a messenger RNA of Papilio machaon (common yellow swallowtail), 883 nucleotides long. Its product is annotated as ras-related protein Rab-21. Gene Ontology annotation, biological process: Rab protein signal transduction. Lineage: Eukaryota; Metazoa; Arthropoda; Insecta; Lepidoptera; Papilionidae. The transcript is spliced from 4 exons. Bases 191 to 826 code for a protein of 211 amino acids. Gene Ontology annotation, molecular function: GTP binding; GTPase activity. The record is from RefSeq and is a predicted model, not a curated record.
CUAUGGCACCGUUCUUCAACUUCACCUCUUCAUCGAGUGCUAAAUUGUCAACAUCAUUUUGUCUUUUGGAUUUGGAUUUAUCAGAUUAUUUUCGUGCAGUCAAGAUAAAUGUGAGAGGAUAGGUUUCCAAAAACAAAGGAAAUUUAUUUUACUCUAGUAGCUCAGUUUUAGAUUAGGAUAGCUUGUUAAAAUGUCUACCGCCCGGAAUGGAACUCAUAAUUUUAAAGUGGUGUUGCUGGGAGAAGGAAGUGUGGGUAAAACAUCUUUGUUGUUACGAUACGUCGAAGAUAAAUUUAAUGAAAGACACACCAGUACGCUGCAGGCAACAUUUCUCAACAAAAAAAUAAACUUGAAUGACAAAAGAAUCAAUCUAGCGAUUUGGGAUACUGCUGGUCAAGAAAAGUUCCAUGCGUUGGGCCCCAUCUACUACAGGAAUUCCAACGGAGCCAUAUUGGUGUAUGACAUUACUGAGGCAGAUUCUUUUGUGAAGGUGAAGAACUGGGUAAAGGAACUGAGGAGAAUGCUCGGUUCUGACAUUGUGUUAAUAAUAGCUGGUAAUAAAAUUGAUUUGGAGCAUGAGCAGGCAGUGCCUACUGAAGAAGCUGAAAGCUUUUCAAAAUCUGUUGGUGCUCAACACUACUACACAUCGGCAAAGGUAAACUAUGGAAUAGAAGAGUUAUUCCUUGUGCUCGCCCAGUUGAUGUUACAAAAGUAUGAACAAGGCUCGCAAACUAACCACGAGGCAUCCAGGGCCUCUCAGGUCUUGAUAGUUGAUGAUGAGGAACCAGCUCAUAGGUCAUGCUGCUUCAACUCAAGCCGCAUCUAAACUGGUGAAACAGAAAAUCUUGUAAAAUAUAUCAAUGUUAUAUUAAAUUUAUAAAAG